This is a messenger RNA of Chanos chanos (milkfish), 2208 nucleotides long. RefSeq names its product forkhead box O6 b (gene foxo6b). Gene Ontology annotation, molecular function: DNA-binding transcription factor activity, RNA polymerase II-specific; RNA polymerase II cis-regulatory region sequence-specific DNA binding. Gene Ontology annotation, biological process: regulation of transcription by RNA polymerase II. Bases 1 to 2208 code for a protein of 735 amino acids. NCBI's taxonomy places the organism in Eukaryota, Metazoa, Chordata, Actinopteri, Gonorynchiformes, Chanidae. The record is from RefSeq and is a predicted model, not a curated record. The transcript is spliced from 2 exons. Gene Ontology annotation, cellular component: nucleus.
AUGUUGAUGAUGGAGAACAACGGAAUGGAUGCGCAUCAGGUUGAGCUCGAGACGGAUUACGAGCCUCACAGCCGACCGCGGUCGUGCACCUGGCCCCUGCAGUGUCCGGAGGAUUUUCCUGGGGGAGAGGAGGAAAAGCGGGUUCUGCCUCCGGCAUCCGUGAAAGUGGAGCCAUACAACGUGCCGGUGUGUCGUGGCGAUAGAAGCGGCGGCGCGCCAACGGAGCUAAAGCAUCCAGCCGGGGCCCCCGCGCCUAUCGCAGCAGCCCCCGCGUGCAUGUCCGGGGCUGCACUCGAUGUGCCCGGCCAGCUGCGGAAAUCCAAGUCCUCGCGGCGGAACGCGUGGGGCAAUCAGUCCUACGCGGACCUCAUCACGCGUGCAAUUGAAAGCACCCCAGAAAAGAGACUCACCUUGUCUCAAAUAUAUGAUUGGAUGGUUCGCUUUGUGCCCUAUUUCAAGGAUAAAGGGGACAGCAAUAGCUCAGCUGGAUGGAAGAAUUCCAUCCGUCACAACCUGUCCCUGCACACUCGUUUUAUCCGCGUCCAGAAUGAAGGCACGGGCAAGAGUUCUUGGUGGAUGUUGAAUCCAGAAGGCGGGAAGAUGGGUAAAGGCCCUCGACGACGCGCCAUAUCCAUGGACAACGGGACCAAGUACCUUAAAACCCGUGGACGUGUCAGUCGCAAACGGGCCGUGCCCGGAGGUGGGGUAGGCCUGGGGAGAGGUCUGGGGGCUGGUCCCGGGAUGCAGGGAUCCCCAGAGCACGGCAGUCCGGCAGGGAAAGGCGGAGUCGGAGUGGGAGGCGAAGAGUUCGACACCUGGACGGAUCUCCACUCCCGAACCAGCUCGUCCGCGUCUACGCUAAGCGGCUGCCUGUCUCCGAUACUUGCCGAGGCGGAACCGGACGAGCCGGAAGAGGGCGGACUGUCCUGUUCGGCCUCCCCGCGGCUUUACCCGAGCCCAUCCAGCACCCAGUCCCCUGCCCUGGGGACGGGCAGCCACUGCCCCUCUGUGGAGCUCCCCCAGCUGACAGACCUUACGGGAGCCAUUAGCUUGGAUGAAGGGUACUCCCAGACCGCCCAGCUAAAACGCAAUGGGUUCCCUUAUGGUCCCAAGGGCGACAGCUCCUACUGCGGGUCCGUCUACGGUCAGCCGUCCAUAGGGAUGCUGAGGCACCACACCCCUAUGCAGACCAUCCAGGAGAACAAGCCAACCAGCUUCCAGCGCCCCCUAAGGGGCUACUCAGAGAACAACGCCUUGGAGAGCCUGCUGGCUGGCGGGCCACAGUACGGCGGAAAGGACAUGGUGAUGGGUCAGGGAGCAACGGCCCACGCGCUCAUCUCGCACGGUCACAAUCAGAACAGCGGUCACAAUCCCUCUCGGAACCACGAGCACGGCGGUCACAAUCAAGAUCACGGCCAAAGCCUUCACAACGGUCACAGGUCGAGUCAUGACCAGAACCACAACAACCACAACCACCAUCACAACCAGAAUCCCUCUCACAAGCAUCAUCCCGGUCUUGACUACAACCAAGGUCACAAACACCACCCGGGGCACGAGUACAGCCAGAGUCAUGACCACAAGCUCAGUGCCAGCCCCAACCCGAACCACUUGCACAGUCACUUACACGGUAGCCCGAGACAGCCUGCCCCGUCUCCUCGGGUUAACAGUGACAUGCUUCAACCCUAUAACCUCAAAUCACCCAGCCUCUAUGGUCCCCGUGCUCACCUCCCCUCCACAGCCUUACCGCCAAACCCAGCUGGCGUCAUCGACGUUCCCCAAGACCCCUGCCGCCUGGCUUCAGCUCCCCACCCGAGACACCAACCCUACCCCAACCAGCACCACCACCAGGGAAUGAGGGAGCCUUGGCAUGAAGGAUACUAUCACCACCAACACCAACACCAUCAACAGCAACACUCCCAAACCGCAGGUUAUCACGGAAACCCCCACCCCCACCACCCUCAUCACCCGCACCAACCUCCUCACAAUCGGCAUCCGUCGAACCUGGACAUGGAGGUUCUCCCCAGCAGUCUGGACUGUGACGUGGAGUCCAUUCUCCUCAACGACUUCAUGGACUCUGAAGGGAUGGACUUCAACUUUGACGGUUCCCUGUCGCAGGGCGUUGGCGUAGGAAUGGGCUUAGGUAUGGGCAUGGGGGUGUUCGCAGGACCUCCGCAGGCUCACAACAGCCAGAGCUGGGUGCCCGGAUGA